UUCAAGUAAAUCCAGUUUUCUUUAGUGUGUGUUCUUCGAUAGUUUUUUCCUCAGAUGGACAUCCUUAUUCCUGAAGAGCUGAAGGAGCACCUGACAAUAUUGCUGCCAUCUCAUCUCAUGGUUUUCAGUUUAGUACCAUCUUGUCGGAUGUAUGUAAAAUACAUUUUGGACAUGUUUUGCCUCUUCGGCUUUCAGUACUACAGAAUCACUUAUGAUCUUGAGAUGUGCCAACGCCACUUCAGUUGUUUUUGUUUUUUUUUUGUUGACAAGAGAUUUUAAUGGUUAACUUCACUGUGAAUUAUCACGUAGCGUUUUGAAACCGCACGUUAGCUUAAAAUACAUACAUUACACUGGUGAGAGUUGGUUGUUCUACAAGUAUCAAGAAUUUCUACACAAUAUGUCCGUCUACACGACAGAGCGCGAGUGAACGCGUCAUGCAUGCGUCAUCUAUAAAAUGACGUUAACAUGUUGUCAUCAAGUCAUUGGGAGAAACCACAGUAAACACGUCAAAAUGUGAAGUGACGUUAAUAUGUUGUCAUCAAGUGACAGGGAGACAUAUCAAGGACAACAGCUCCAAGCAAUCGGCCACAAGACAUUCAGCACCAUGAUGAUUUCCUGCCUGUGAAUCAUCCGGCAAAACAUUGAUGCGGAUAUGUUUCUCGUAAGACCGUUGACGGGGCGAGCAAGUAUACGCCCGCAGUAUUCAUCGAGAAUUCUUUGGCAGAAUUCAGCAUCGAAGGUUUUUAAAUUCACUGUAACUGGCCCUACAAAAGCCAAUGCUCCCACGAAGAUUGUUCAAUCUUCACAUCGCAGAACCCUGGCAACUAAAGACACUAGAGAAGAAGUCAUGCCGAAGUAUAAGGGUGGGGACUUCAAAGUGACUCCUGACCCAAGUCACAUCGAUCAUUUUAAAACUAAGAAGGAACGUAAAGAGGAAAGUGAGCGAAGCAGUCCUUGUCGGACUUCCAUGAAUGAAAGCCCGCCUGCAGCGUGCAAAACGUUUGACCGGGAACCUGCAUGUGAUAAUAGUGAAGCUGAGUGUGUGACGGUGACACACAGGCAGCCUCAUGGGAUGCUAGACAAGGUUGCCCUGUCAGCAGCUCGAGGACUGAACCAAGCGAUAGUAUACAUCGCUAACUAUAACAAACACAUCAAAACUAACGAACAAAUAUGGCUGAGUCGCAUUACUAUCUAUGAAGCGCUGAACGCCGUGCCUCCAUCAGUUGCGGCCUCAGUACAUCACGUGACCUCCAUCUUGCUUAUGCGCUUUGAUUAUGGAGCAAUACAUGGACUCAUUGAGGAAGCAAAGGACGAGCAGAUGCACCUGUUCGCGGCUCUACAGGCAAAGAAAGCUAGUAUCUUCCUCCGCUUGUCCGUUCUUCUCAUGCAAGGCGUUUUUAUACCCAUCUACACCGUUUUCUACGUGAUCUGCCCGAAGAUGUGUCAUCGGUUUACGGCCUACCUUGAUGAGGAGUCUGUGGCAGCUUACACCGAGUGUCUCCGGGAAAUAAAAGAUGGUCAGCUGGCAGAAUGGAGAUGUGCUCCAGCACCACCCUGUGCUAAGAAGUACUGGAAGCUAUCGCCUUCAGCAACCAUGCGUGACUUCAUAUUGGUGAUCCGUGCUGACGAAGCCCGCCAUCGCAAGGUCAACCACUCUCUGGCUUCAAUGAGAAAAAAACGUGACCGUUCCCCUUCACGUGACGGCUGCGAGGAGCAGGACAAUUAGUCCAGGCCAGUGUUCUAAAACAUGGACAGUUUCAUGCAUUUUAUUGAGAUUUGCUCAUUCGGCGUGUGGCACCGGACACGUCUUUGUUGUUUUACCAUGUAGUAGUAAGUACUUUUCUCGAUAUGUUCAUUGUCUUAUUCAAAGAUUGAAUCAAAAUAUAUGAAAAUAAAUAUUUGUGAAAACGA
This is a messenger RNA of Pomacea canaliculata, 1911 nucleotides long. RefSeq names its product alternative oxidase, mitochondrial-like. The coding region runs from base 653 to 1726 and encodes 357 amino acids. Gene Ontology annotation, cellular component: mitochondrion. Gene Ontology annotation, biological process: alternative respiration. The record is from RefSeq and is a predicted model, not a curated record. NCBI's taxonomy places the organism in Eukaryota, Metazoa, Mollusca, Gastropoda, Architaenioglossa, Ampullariidae. Gene Ontology annotation, molecular function: alternative oxidase activity. The transcript has 10 exons.